Messenger RNA from Amoebophrya sp. A120, 12194 nucleotides. Lineage: Eukaryota; Dinophyceae; Syndiniales; Amoebophryaceae. The record is from the annotation of a GenBank genome assembly.
UACGAGUUCAGGGAGAAGCAGGCGGUGGAAGGUAGUGCUGGCACUAGCAGCAUGUACUCCUCUGCUAGUACAACGUCGAGUAGUUCCUCGUCCUACACUUCUGCGACAAACAAGAACGAAACGACGAAAACCCGCACGAUGCGCGUGUUUGAGGACAAUUUGGAUAUCAAAGAGCCGGCGGCGCGGUUGGCGAAUUACGUGGAGGUGAAGGACCUGCAGGAGGAGUCGGUGUUUCUGAAGAUGGAAGUCAAAGUGAAAUACGGGAAGUGCCAGCUGUGGCCGGAGAAAAUGCUGAUCCAGGCGGACCGGGAGAUUGCGCAGGUGGACACGCCGUGGGAGGAUGAGCGGGGCUGCUUCACGGACGGCAGACCGGAGUCGAUCAACAGUGUCCUGCAGCACAUGCGGUACAUUUCGCCGAAAAAUUUCUUCGGCCAGGACGAGAUCGAGCUGAAGAUCUACCGCGACCCGGACUUCUAUUUACCGGGGCGGGAUUUUUCCAUUCUCGAAGAGCCGUUGAACACCGAAAUCUUGAACCCCACCGGGAAUCAAGUGGAGCAGGUCCGGCAACAGUACAUCGAGCAGAACGCGAAGAGAUUGAAAAUCCCCGUCGAAGUCGUUCCGGUGAAUGACGCGCCGCGGCUCUCCUCCGACCGCACCUUUUACUCCGUUUUGGAGGACGGGCUACCGUUUCCGGUGGAGCAGAUUUAUUUGGAAGAUGUCGACAGCAGGGAGGAGAUCACGCUGUUUGUCUAUUUAGACGACGGGGGCGUGUUUGAGCAGAGGAUUUUGGUGUGCGGACCCGAGCUAGAUCUGAACGCCACGAGUGGCACUGGUUUUGAGGGAGGUAAUGACACGAACGACACGGCUGGGUCAUCUUCGAGUAGGAGGCUGUCUUAUCACAGUUCUUCAUCUUCGGGUUCAUCUAGUGCCAUGUCUUCUUCUGGUUCCUCGUCUAGUGCUGGAUCCUCUUCCACCUCCAGUUCUGGCGGAGGCGGCGGCUCUUCCUCCUCAUCCUCGGGCUACGUCUCAGCCUCGAGCGGCUACAGCUACGAGUACAUGGCGGAAAACAAAGUCAAAGGAUUUUUGCAGAUGUAUCGAAAGGAAAAAUCCCCCCUCCCCAUAUCAAAACGGAAUUUCUAAUGCUGGAUUUGUGUACACAAAUCAGGUUUGUAUUGCAGAGAGGCACUGCGGCCGGAUCCCCAGGCUAGGUAGGGGCGUAUGGGUCUAGUUGUUCAGCACGGCAAGCGGGUCGCUUUUAGGCCCAACAGCAUGACAAAUCGCUUCCAUAAUGGGGCGAAAGCUUCUGCCCUUGUCUUCUUGCAAGACAAACAUGAUUUGUGACCUUAAAUCAGCAACGCAAAUUUUCGGCAACAUACCUUUUCAUCGAUAUGGGGUCGGGGGAUUUUUCCUCUCAAUAAGAUGAACGCCGAGGAGAGAAACGUCGACGCCGUGUUGAAGCACCUCGCCCCUGUGAAAAACGGCGUGGAGCACUUGUAUCCGAACGUUUCCGUGCAGUUGUUCGACCCCUUUGGAUACCACUACGACAGCGACAGCAGUGCCGGACAGAACAUUCUGAACGGGAACGACACGGGUUUACUGUUGAACGUCUCCUACCGGGUAAACUCCGUGCUCUACCCGAACAAGUACAGUGCGUGCUUUGAAUCCUUCUACGGGCUAGCUCUGACGGGGUCUGUACAAGAUAUCCACAAGAUUGUCAACCAGGACAAGAACUUGCGGAUAAGAACCCAAAUCGACUACGCGGACGCGUUAUCAAAUGCAAAAGUGUCUGGGUCUGGAAGGUUGCAACUUGUGAUGCUGUUUUUGGAUUCCAAAAAAAUCUGUAUUGCAUGACCAGCAAGAGGCGUCCAGUUUGUGCUACGCGAGGACGGUAUCUCUCAUGCGGAAUAGGCAUCAGGAAGCCCUCUAAAAAUCUGUGAUGCUAGGGCAUGCAUUACAGACAUCAUGGGUCACGCAAAAUGUGCAUGACAAACAUGGCGAUCUUCCAGACCCAGACAUUUUUACAUUUGAUACGCGUUCUUAGUGAAGUAUUUCGCGGUAGACAACCUGAAAGACGCCAAGCCGGUCGAGACCCUAACUCCCGGCACCAACAGCUACGGCCAGGCGGUGAUGAGCUACAGCCAGGCGGACAGCUCCAAAGAUCCGAAAAUGUCGAAUGAGAUCACCGCGCACGUGAUUGUGCAAGAAGUGCCGGACGCGCCGAAGUUGUCAAACGUCUGCGAGUUCGACGCCUUGGAGGAAUACGCGUUCCGGGAAGUGCAGAAACCGGAGUACAAUGAUUUGUUCCCCGCAAAUUCGGCGCCGCACAACAGAACCCUGACACAAAUCAACGUCGUUCGGGAUUUGUUCGUCCGGAACGUCACCUUUGCCUACCGCGAGCAGGUGGAUAAUGGUGUUGUGGCCGCCCCUUCGCCCGAAGAAGUUUCAAAUAACUCGUCAGCAGUAUCUGCGUCUAGUACUUCCUUUACCAACGCCCUACUGAUUCGCAACACGAUGCAGCGGGUGAGUGUUGCAAACGCUCACCCGCACCCGUUUUUAGCUGAUUCCGCAUCUGCUUCUCUCGAAAGCACCCAGGGCGUUUUGUACGUGGAGAAGAUCCGAAACCGCUACUACGUGCACAACGCGACCUUGUCCUCGGAACCCUUCCUCGGCUUGGUUCGACGCGGCGGCUGCACGCAGAUCCGGCACUGCGUGAUCCUGGAGCCGUCCAACGAGUGGGAAAGCUACGACUCCACCGUGGUCGCGUACCUGAAGGUCAAAGACGAUUACUGGUCGAAAUUUUUGGAGCAGACAUUGAACUGCACCUUGUUCACGUCCGCCUUGCAAAACGACACGACGAGCCUGAAACUGCUGCAAGCGCAGACGGCGGCGGACGUGGUGUUGCCCGAAGAAUGUAAGAAUUCGAACGCGACCGGUUCUGGGACUUCAUCGACGAACAGCACUGGCAGCGCGACUGCUGGAAUAAUUGAUGACGACGACUCCUCAAAUUCUACUGCGGUGGUUGACCCGGGCAUUUCGACCAUCCCUAAUCCAGAGCGACUUUUUCAGUUCAUGCACGGCUGGUCUUUAUCCGUGGAGGACGCGAAUGUCGAGCUUCGCGGGGAGAAGACCGACCGGCUGUACGUCAUCGGAGAGCUGGCUUCCGUCAGUAAGGCGCUCAAGGGCGGGAUUUAUCUGGAGUCGGCGAGAACGAUUUGGGACGACAAGGGGGCGUUGAAGACGCUGGAUUUUUUUGUCGACAUCGAGGUCAAAUCCCUCGGCAGGCUUUUCGACCCAGAUUCCGACCCGGUCAAGCUGUUCCACGAGGAGACGGACAUCGAGUCGAUGUCGGAGGAUAGGGAACGGUGGUACUACCCGUCCGAAAUGACGGAAAUUUUCGGCGACAUUUAUUCCGGGGACGCGUUCUACCAGGAGUACCACGGGCCGGUGUUGCUGGGGAUGACCCCGACGUGGACGAUUCACGACCCGGCGUUCGUCACGCCCUACCAGAAAUUGAGCACAGGUGCUGGUGCUACUGAGGACGAAGAUGACUUGGCGAUUCUCGUGCCGCAGAGUAGUGGUGGAGGAACUACCUCAAAUUUGACUAACGGCACCAACGGAACGAAUUCGUCGAGUACCUCAACAUCGACAGGAGUCAACAACUCCUCUGCAACGACCGAAAAUAACGACACAAACAGCACAAAUGCUUCUUUCUCCUUCCCGGUCCCACCACCUCGUUUUUACGACCAGACGCUGAAUCGCUUCCCUUCCGUCCAGCGGUCGUUGAAAGUCCAGUUUCGCCGCAUCAACACGCCGCCGAUCAUCGAGACGAGCGGCGAGUCGGUCUUCUUCGAGACCACAAAUCUCGACGAGUUCACCAUCCCCAAGUCCGCCCAGAUUCAGAUCAAGGACCCGGAUGUCGGCGCGCCGAAGGAUUUGCAGCAGUUGCUUGCCGAGGACAGCAUCAAUUUCGUGCCCUCGGUGAUCUCGCAAGCGACCGUGUUUCAGCCGGCGAAGGCGGCUUUGGUGCCCAAGCACGUGUUAUGCAUUGCAAAAAUGUCUGGGUCUGGAAGGAUGGAACUUGUCAUCGUAAAUCUGAAGCAUGCAGAAAUCUGUGUUGCAUGAGUGCCGAAUGCUGUCCACUUUUGACCAAAUUGGAACGGAGUUUCUCAUGCAGAAUAGGCAUGGCAGAGACCUCGCAGAGUCUGUCAUCCUAAGUCCCACAUUCCAGACCACAUGGGUCAUGGAAAAUCUGCAUGACAAGCCUACACUCUUCCAGACCCAGACAUUUUUACAGUUGAUACGUGUACGACGUGCACGUCCGGAUUGAGUCGCCGAUUUUGCAAAACGUUUCCUUCGCGAACGAGUUUUUUCCCGUCGAAUCCGAGGGCACGAAGGAAUUUGUCGUUUCCGCGGCGGAAGCGAACAAGAACUUGCAAGACACGCUGAAGGUGUACUUCCCGUCGCAGUACUGGUACGGAACCGCACCGAUCACAUUGAAGGUGAGCGACUUGGGCAACGCGGGGUACGACGCGUUUCCGCCCCUACCGCCGGAGCACACGGCCUUCGAGUUCUAUUCCGUGCAGGGAUGUGUGCACGUGGACGCGGUAGACAACAGCGGCGGGGAGCUGGCGGUUUUGCGGGAGGGCGUUGAAGAUUCCGACGCUUCUGCGACGAACAGCACAACAUCAGCAGAUUCCUCAUCACUGAACAACCAAACCGCGUACGAAAAAGUUUCCAUCGCGAAAAUCCCGCCCUCGGCCGAGCACAGCAGCCGCUGGUGGGACAGCUUGUUUUCCAAGUCCUACACGAUCGAGUUCUACGUGAAGUACGACGGGACAGAGAAGGUUUUGUUCUCGACGAACAGGGAUCUACCGCUGUUGGAAGCGCAAAAAGACUACGAUCCGUUCGCGAACUACAGCAGUGACGCGGUGAGUAACGAGACAACCGCGUUGACGCCCGGGAGCAAGCAGGAAGUGGACAUCGAAAACCCGAAGGAUUUUUCCACGUUUGCGUACGACCUGGAUUUCGCGGACACGCCCGGCGGCAUCAAUCUGUACGCGGAGAAUCCGGAUGUGCCGAGCUGCCCGGUCGUGGAGGAUUUCCCGCUGAUCGACUUGCAGAACUUGACAGUCUAUCAAAUGCGAAUUUGUCUGGGCGUCGAAGAAUGCGAGACUUGUCAUGCAUGCUCUGCGUGACCCAUGAUUUCUGUGAUGUAUGCUCUAGCAUCACAGAUUUUGUGAUGGCUUCCUGAUGCCCAUGCCUAUACUGCAUGAGAAGUGCCCCCUCCGCGUAGCAAAAACUGCGCCCCUCUUGGUGCUGACCCAAUACAAGUUUCUGUAGAAUCCACAGCCAGCAUCACAAGUUUCACUCUUCCAGAUCCAGACAUAUUUGCAAUGGAUACAGUCACCACCAGCCAGUACUCGGAGAAAAACGCCAGCAGCUUCGCGAUUGACUCGGAUUACUCCACCUGCUCCGCGACCGACGACUCGGGGUUCGCGGCGGGUAGCCACUGGUGGCGGAUCCGGUUCACGAAUCAGCAGAUCAGGUUGCGGAGGUACCGGGUGUACCUGCCGUCUGGGAGUCGCUUUAUGACGACGGAAGAGAAGGAAAACAUUCUCCUCACCGUCGACGUCGCGGGCACGGGCCAGACGCACCACGCGCUGCCGAAGGGGAAAUUACUGACUGACGAAGCAACCGGGUCGGAGUUCGUCGAGGGUGAGGUCGAUAUCGCGGUGAAGGAGCUGCGGGUCUGGAACUCGGCGGCCAACGGGAACAAAAUGAUCGGAAUUUGCGAGCUCCAGCUGUUCGGGGAUUCGUCGAAGUACACGCCCCAGGUUUUCGCCCGGGUGGAUGCGCAGAGCGACGCCUUUGCCUUCAACGGCGACGCUUUUGCGGUGGUGAACGACAGCAACAGCAGUUCGAUCGCGAACACGCAAACGGGCACGUACGGGACCGGGAUGCUGAUGCGGUCCAGGUACCGGAAUAAGGGGCACCUGGCUGGAAUUAGGGUUGCGAUGGACGCGACAAACUACUAUGAUUUUUUUCUCCCAAAGGACAAACAGCAUCUGUCUUUGGAGGAAUUGAUAGGAACUAGCGAAGAGGAAGUGGAAAGAAUGGUGUUGAACGACCAGAAUGUAGUAUCAACUGACACUCUACAUUCAGCGACCUACGCGGAUAGCAUUACCACGUGUCAAAACGUCGCGAACUUGGCGAAGGUGGAAGCCGCUCUCGCGUCGGAAAACGGUAUUUACGACGUACCAUCAAGCAGCGCGGGUGACAGCCGGGUAGCGAACUUGGUCGGUCCGGACAGUGGUCUGGUGCGGAAUAGCACCAUGACCGGCUUCGGUUUCCCCUUCGCGGGAGAAGGGACAGACGAUUCCGACACGCGGGAGAGGAGUAGAUGUAGCAACGUCGGGAAGCUGCUUUUCAACUUGAAGGUCUCCAGCGAGCACGGCGGGUUUUUGCUGGGGAACAGUUCUUUGCCGCUCUCGGUGGAAAGAUACAAUCGGGAGAACGCGAUGAUCUUAGCGCGGCUCGGCGUUCUCCACGACUUCUCCUCUUCCUGCUGCACGCAACCCAUGAACGUGAUUGGUGUGGGUGUGGAAAGUUCUCCCAGCGCAAACAUGCCGGACGACUCGACGGGACCCUCAGGGGCUGGGAACUCCGGGGUUUUGGAGUCCUUCCAAAUUGAACCGUUGUCUGGUGGGGUGAAUAGCUCGUUUUCUUCCUCGGGCUCCGCAGGAGCCGCUAGUACAACUACACCUUUCAAGUUCCGGCAGUUGCAGGGGUUUAUGCUCUACAGGCUGACGUAUCAGACCACAACCACGUCGACCACGACACGUAGGCCACUCCCGUCGUAUUGCCUAAAAGGGGCCACGACGUCUACCACGGCAGGCGCAUCGAGUACAACACCCAAAACCCCCGACGAAAUUCGGCACUCGCGCGGCUCGUCCGACUCCACGGUGGGAAAGUUUCGCGAGUACCAAUUUGACUCGGACGCGACACUGCAGGUGGAUAAGUCCGGGCGUUUGUUUAUCCUAAGCAAAAACGUCCCCACCCCAUAGUCAAGUUGGGAAUCUAGCAACACAAAUCUCCAAGUUUUGGGACCUGUGCAUCACAGGUUUCCCUCUGCAGCGUAGUGCUGAUUGGCAAGAUAAGCCGCAUGAGUAAGCCAUUUUCACAUCCUGUUUACAGCAUUACAAAUUCCAAAACACGACUGGAAAUUCCUCUCAUGGAGCUGCGCAUUACAAAUGUUCCUGUCAUUGCACAUUUGCAUAACAACUCUGGUGUGGGGACGUUUUUACUCAGGAUACUGUUCUACCAAAUCGCGCGGUCGAAUCUGCCGAUUCAGUACUGGGCCAGAUCUAUCCCACAGAAAAAAGCUGGCAGGGCAUAUUUGUAAUGCAAAAAUAAACACACAGAAAAAUCUGUCAUGGGCGGCCUCAUAGCAUGCAAUGCAAAAAAAAUUUUUUGUCUAUUUAUAUUUGCAUUACAAAUAAAUAUGACCUGCCAGUUUUUUUCUGUGUGAUAAGAUCCGGGCUAACGGCAACGAACACACUGGAGGUCGGCCGGUGGUCGCACAUCGCGCUGGUGCACACGAGAAACGAGGGCCAGCCGUGGCAGAAGAACACCGCGGCGAUCUUCGUGGACGGCAACGAAAUUGUCCGGUUCCCGCUCUGGAACAUCUACUCGCCGUUGGACAAGAAAGCUACUGGAUUACACUUCUGCGGCUAUCGGUUUACGCAGAUGAAGGUGUGGACGCAGGCGACGCCGAAGGGGGAUUUAGGAGUUUGCACCAACCGACACAAAACUCUUUCCGUCACGCAGAACGCGGACUACCGCUACCGGAAUUUGAAGCUCGAUUUGUCUUUAGAGGAUCGGUUUUACUACAAUCAGGAUCUGAUGAACGACGACAAAUUUUCCCUCGCCAUUGCCGGCCGCUGGCGCGCGGACGGGCCGUCCAGGUGCCGGUACGAUCGGUCGAUGUUGACGUACUGCUUGUGCUACCACGGGACGCUGUCCAAUUCGAUCCUGAAGCAGCACAGCAACGCGAACGUCGACCGCGAAAAAUUCCCGGACGUGGAUGUGGUCAGCGACAUCACCCGGAAGUACUACUACCGCAGCCGACAAGCCUUGAAAUCACCAGGCGAGGACGCGAACUCCGCCGACCACGUUCUGCCCGAGAUGUCGGUCCGGAUUUCCCACGCGGCGGUGCAAAAAGCGGAGCAGGAGCUCUCCGUGUUCCGGCCGUACUCCGCGGUGGACACGAAACCGACACUGAUCAUGCGGGGCGCGGGCAGAAACGAACUGGACUGGAAGUUCCACAAAACGAACAUCACGACGGUCGCAACAACGUCGAGCCAAAACACAACACUUUCCCCCUCGGAGAACACUGACCUGGAGAUCGCGACGGGCUACCAGGUUGGCGAGGACGGCGCGAUGACGGUGGACCUGCACAUCGAAGAUUUCGAGCGGUGGGACAUGAGCUACUUUUCGCACCGCGUGGAAGUUGCGGUCACUUGCGAUCACUGCUUCUUGCGUUCCCUGUCGCAAACGUCCGGGCUGCGGAUGGAGGUCAGGGACGACACCGCCGCCAACAGCACGACCAAGCCGUUCGACGAACUUUCCGCGAAACUGGCCCUGGACCCGACUACGCCGCCGCUGUUGGAGAACCAGAUGCGGAAGAAGUUUUUCUACGUCGCGGCGCCGCUGAAGUAUUUGAACGAAUUCUUGUCCCGCCUGGAGUACAAGCCGGACCGCAACUUCUUCGGCGUGGACCCGGUUUUGGUGCAGGCGAAAGACCCGACCGGGAAACUGUCGAAUCGGAUAGACAUUCUGAUCGACGUACAGCCGGUGCCCGACAUCCCCGCGCUGAUCUGUCCGCCGAGUCUGGAGCUAGACGAGAACGACUUCGACGACAACCCAGGCUUUGACAAAUUGUUCCUCCGGGACAACGACGUGCCGGAGGGCGAAUCGGAUGACAACUAUCAAAAGGAAAAACCCCCCCUCCCCAUAUCGAAAAGGUAUGCUUCCGAAAAUUUGUGUUGCUGAUUUCAGACCACAAAUCAAGUCUGUCUUGCAAGAAGACAAGCGCAGAAGCUUCCGCGCCAUUAUGGAAGCGAUUUGGCAUGCGGUUGGGCCUAGGGGAGAGCCGUUUUCAAUGCUAAACAGCUAGACCCAAACGCCUCUACCUAGGCUGAGGAUCUAGCUGCGAUGCCGUAUUGCAAGACAGCGCGCAUUUGUGUACAGAAAACCAGCAUCAGAAACUUUCUCUCGAUAUGGGGAGGGGGGAUUUUUCCUCACAAUAGCAACGUGGUCUAUUCCUUCACUGCGCAAGUCAGUGAGGGGUUCAUUCGGUACAAUUCGAGUCUCGCGUUUAUGGCGUUCUCAAAUGUUACAUUCUCAACUGCUACAUAAAUUUGUGAUGCAAGAACGGCAAAAAUGAAAGGGGGAAGAUUGCGCCUUUCGCAUUACAGAUUUGGCACAGAUUCAGAUGCUGUUUAGUCCUUCGUAGAUUUGCCAUGCGAAGCAGCUUAAUCGCGGCGAUCUUGCUGGUAAAUUUGCAUGACAAAUCAUGUAACAGUUGAGAAUGUAACGUUUGAGAGUUCCAUAGCGUUCCCGGAAAUUCUGUCAACCGGUGGUGCUUCCAGUGCGGUAGAAACGAUGCGGGUAGCCAACGACUCGGUGGUGGUGGAGCAGAACAAGCUGACCACAAUCAACCGGCUCGCCGACAUACGACAGGUAGAGGAAUAGUGAUUUUUAUUCUACUUUCUUGAUUAAUAUACCAUACGCAUGACCAUGAUGAGUUUUGAUCCCCAUGUAAUUUCAAUCAUCAUGCGCUCCCAGCCACUCUCGCUCGCAGUCGUUGAGUCUCUGCUCUCCCACUUUUUGUUUUGGGGUUCGGAGAAUUUAGAUCUGCUAUAGGAAAAGAUGGCAUUUGUCUGUCGAGUGUGCCCUUGUCAUGUACUAUGGGUUGGCAUUCGCCCUGGAAAUGCCAGAUACUUACUGCUCGAAUUACGAGAAUCAGCGCGAAUGCAUUUCCUGCACGCGUGCGAAAAGCGAUCAUUCCGACGGCCAUUAACUUCAGGGUCCUGUCGAUGGUUGAUCACUGAGGAUCGUUCCUGCGCAGAUGUUGAGUCUCCGUGCUGCUUUUUCAGUGUAGCACGGAGAAUUUAAUUCUGCUAGAGAAAAAAUGGUCUUUGUCUGUCGGUCCAGUGCGUUCCAAAAAUCGCUGUGGCCGCCCUGGAUGAUCCAAACAAUUUUAUUUCCCACUCGUUCUUGUGUUUGUCUUGUUGUCAGUUUUCUUGCAUGUGCAUCUACAAUAAAAUCUUUGGCGAUGAACCAAAAUCGAUUGACCACACCAAGACCAAACCACUUCUACAGAUUCUGAAGGGUAUGACCUACGAGGCAUCCUCCAGCACCUUCCACGGUGUCGUGCUAGCAACCUUCAAUGCCCAGAACGUGGCGCCGAACAGUUUGGCAAUGGAGUGCAGUGCGGGCCUCCUCGUUCACCCGGUGAACACCGCGCCGACGGUUAGCUACACAGGACCGCUGACGGUCUCGAGGAAGACGAAAUUGGGCUUGGGAAUCAGCAUUGCAGGUUUGAUGUUCAUCUUUUCGUAUUCAUGAUGAUCUUGCACGCAGUCGCAGUUGAUUCGUGACCUUGUCAACAGCGAGUUCUAUUUUCUAGAUUGGUUUUCGCACCAAAACUGCAUGCGAAAUGACAUCGACAACACAUCAGGUCUGCGAUUCGACGACGUCGACUUUACUUCGGACCGGUUCAGCGACCGUCUCGGCGCCGUGCGGGUGGACCUGUCGGUCGGCGGUUUCCCGGCCGCCUGCAGCCCCACGCUCUCCCUGGCGGACGACAAUUUCGACCGCAUUCUGGGCAUCCCCACGGAGAACAUCGGGAGCACGGAAGGUCUGUCGUUCCUGGUCGGCAACGGGUGGAACGAUGCGGUGCUGUCCAUGGAGGGUUCGCUGCCGUACAUGAACCGGCAGGUCGGGCGGCGGCUGCUGCUCGACGCGGGAGCCGCGAACGGCAACGGGAAUUCUAACGACUUGUACAACCAGCAAAGCACAAUUCCCUGCACCACGGCCUUUUUGAACGUGACCGUCAACGACAAAGGCAACUUCGGCAAGGGCGCGCCGUUGGAGGCAAGUCUGUCGCUGCUGUUCACUAUCGUGGCGUAAGGGAUGGGGGGAUAGGAUUUUGGAAGAAAGUGGAGGAGAACAUCAUGCAUUCAAUUUUCGGGCGGAUGCAGGAAGACGUCCGAUAACCCGUCCACAAGGCUUCAUGCCGAGGCGGAACAAGCUAGGAAUUUGAUCAGAACCACACGCACAAGCAAGCCAAAGGAAAUAUUCAAUAUGACAAUUACCAGAUCCAGGAGCAGUAUGGGAAAUACUUAUCACGUUAGCAGUAGCACCAAAAUCGAACUAUGUAUUGUUUCUAACUACGUAGCAGCUGCUAGCAUAGCUAGCAGACCGAUCCCAGCAAUUGGUGAGGACUUUUAUGUUUGUUUCGAGAAAUCUUUACGUCGUGCCACAGCGGUAUGUUUUGCUUUACUUUUUUUGUCGUUCAGGUUGUGAAUUAGUACUUUGUUCAAAACUAAAUACCAUCUUGGUCCUUGUCCCUUCAGUUUCGAUUUUGCUGGACAAGAAAAUUCCUGUAAAUCACUUUGGAUAUAAACUUACAAAGAACAUGCAUUACUUCGAAAAGAAGCGUACGCUUAGAAGACCUAGGCCGUUGUGGCGAGAUACAUCUUGUCGAUAAGUAGAAGACUGAAUUCGUGACAUUCGAUUUUUACUCAAUACGAAAUUCCGCCUAUAGCCCAAAAUUUAAAGAUUUAAUUAGUUCAACAGGGGAUCGGAAAUUUUCUGGUCCCAUCCACAAGGUAUCGAUGGUUUUUUUCAUUUGGUUUCAGGUACCCAGCCACAAUGUUACUGCUCAUGUAGCUCUGUUCAUCUUUUGUCGUAACUGGGCGCCGUGCAGGGCGUGGAGCACUGCCGGGCGUCGACUUCGCGUUCGCUCCAGGAAGGUUAAAUUGGUCAUCCUUGCGUAGAGCCGCAGCCGCACGAUGCGUUUCUCGUCUCUGUGUUACACAGAUUAGACGCACUGCAAGUAAAAAAUGUACAAGAAUAGAAAGCGGCUAAAAAUGCAGCCUCACGGGGCACGACGGGACGGCAUAGUGGAG